GGACAAGAAUGUGAACCUAGUUACUGCUGCUAUGGAAGCAACAAUGGCUUGACAAUCAACAAAAUAAUCAUCUCUCAAAAUUUGAAAACCUAAUUUCAGACUCCACCUUUCUCUAAAUUCACCAGCAUUUUUGACCUCAUUUGAAAUGGAUGACAUUCGAGCACUUGCAAAUAAACUGGGGGAAGCAGUCAAAAAUGACCCGUUGUCUUGCUGCUGUGUGCCGUACCAGCAGAACCUGCCGCCGCCAGCGCGUCUGGACUCGGCGCCGUCGAGCAAGAGGCUGCCGCUGUACCCCACCGGCCAGAGGAUCAUGGGGCAGCUGCACGUGAACCUGGAGCUGUACCCCGGGCCGUGCCGCCCCGUCCCCCAGAUCAAGGCCGAGCUCCGCGGCGGCAAGCACUACCCCGUCUGCAGCUGCAUCAAGCGCAACGGCCUGCAGGACUCGUGCCUGUCCUGGCGGUGCAUGGUGCCCAUGAGCAAGAAGGGCUGCAGGGCGCUGCCCUUCCCGACGUGCGGCCUGGGCAAGCGGCAGCUCGCCAAGUACGAGGCGCUGCCCGACCGCACCCCGGAGUACUGUGGCUACGACAAACCGCCCCUGUGCUGCCCGCCCUGCGUGCCCUCCUCGCCGGCUUCGCCCUCGCCCCUCAAGGCCCUCACCUACAACUAGCAGCCCAAGGCAGUGCCCAGGACACCUGUUGCCCCCCCCCCCUCUGCCGCCUCACUGGUUACCAUGGAAACAUCGCUGCGCGUGUAGGGCCCAACUCACUACACCAACAAAACUUUUCGGCCAAGCCUAAGUCUAAAUUCACGACCCGGACCUAACACCGCAGCAAGAAUGGCCGACAACCGCGCUGCGUUGGUGCAGAAGCUGCGAGACCUGGCCAACGUGCUGGACGCCAGCCCCAUGAGCAACGUGUGCAUCCCGGACUGCACCGUCAACGCGCCGCCCCUGGCCGCCAUCGCCAACGCCUGCACCUGCCCG
Messenger RNA from Thrips palmi, 982 nucleotides. RefSeq lists its product as uncharacterized. Lineage: Eukaryota; Metazoa; Arthropoda; Insecta; Thysanoptera; Thripidae. The transcript is spliced from 6 exons. The record is from RefSeq and is a predicted model, not a curated record. The coding region runs from base 146 to 667 and encodes 173 amino acids.